This is a messenger RNA of Jaminaea rosea, 5131 nucleotides long. RefSeq names its product RNB-domain-containing protein. Gene Ontology annotation, cellular component: exosome (RNase complex); P-body. The transcript has 2 exons. The coding region runs from base 469 to 4938 and encodes 1489 amino acids. Lineage: Eukaryota; Fungi; Basidiomycota; Exobasidiomycetes; Microstromatales. The record is from RefSeq and is a predicted model, not a curated record. Gene Ontology annotation, molecular function: 3'-5'-RNA exonuclease activity; RNA binding.
AAUCGUCAGACCUUGCUUCCCUUUCUCUUUGCUUCCCAAACCACCAAGACUUCGCCACAGCAUUGCGAAGGUCACCUCGAGCUUCGCCUCGUCGAUCGUCUCGUCCUUGUCACCUACGCUCCUUGAAGGCCUUUUGUACCCCAGUGACACACACGCCCGCAGCCAGCGUUCAAUCGACUGAGCGCAACAGCAGCAGCAGCAUCGUUAACGAAGAUUAGCAGCUUGGCCCGACCCGCCAAUCUCACUGCAUCACCACCGCAUCAUCCCAUACGAUCCUUUCCAUCCCUUUCUUGCCUCAACGUGACGACGACGACGACUUAGGACGCAUCGCCGAACUCGAGAAGCUACUUAGUACACGCAUCUCGACGCCACACCGUCGCGCUCCUCGUCGGCAUCUCGUCCCCUCCUCCAACACCAACACUACCAACACCACUUCGACCCCGCACCCGACGCGCGCACAACUUCACCAUGUCGGACGCAGAAAAGAGCAAAUCUAGCAAUGCCGGUCGCGGCCAGCAACAGCAGCGAGGCUCUGGCGCAUCAGCACAUGCUCCCUCUCGCUCCGUCAAUGCGGCCUCUCCACCCGCGGGCCGUCGCGGCGGCAGCAACCCGUCCGCAACCUCUGGACCUCCUCGACGAGGCCAUCAGAGCCAGUCGUCGCUAGGCAGUGCGCCCGGCCAGGCUGACCCUUCGCAAGCCAUGAAUCAUCUUCAGCAUCUCAUUCAGGACAUGAAGGUCCAGCAGCAGCCAGGAGGCUCUGCCGCUGCCUCGUCUGCCUACAGAGCAGGCGAGAGGGACGCUCAAGCUGGCCUAUCUGCCCUUGGCGAUCGCCUCGCUGCCCAAGAGGAGCAGCUCCAGACUCAGCUUCAGCAGCAGCUCAACCUCCAGUCUCUCUCGUCGCGCCCUGGCGCACUCGCUAGCGUAGGAGAGCACGCCGAGAUGGGCAACGAGGGCACACAGCAGCCGCCAAGUAGUGGACGUCAAGGUGGUGCUGCACCCCGUUUCGCAGGCAACGCCGCCUUUCAAUCAGCCAUGGCCCGUCACUCACAGUCAGGUCGCAGCCAAAGUCAAGACAUGCGCUCUUCUCUGGCUCAUCAGCGACAGCUCAGCCUUCAAGGUAGAUUCGCAGAGCUAGGCUACACUCCGGCGGCCAUGGGCAAUCUCGGUACGAUUGCAGGAGGCGACUACGAGGACGGCACGACUGAUGACGGCAGCUCCGUGGGCGACUUCAUGGGAGCUGGAGGCUUCGAUCCCACCAGGCAGUCAUUCACGCGCGGCCAUAUGCCCCACGCCAGCGUCCCGUCAUACCCCACCUCUCAAGACUACGUCGCCGAGCAGCUGGCUCUCCAGCAGCAGAUCGAGAUGCUUCAAAUUCAGCAGCAGCAGCUUCUCCAGCAGCAGGUCCAGUUUAAUCCGUCGGUACAGAUGGGCGGGCAGCCGCAAGUGGACAGGCCCAGCCAUCACGGCAUCAGUGGCAUGGCAGGCCAUCGUCGUAUCCAGUCGCAUGCUCCUCAGCUGAAUGCUCUCCACAAUUUCAACGCGGGCGGUAUUGGCAGCAUUGGCUCGGUCUCCAACCAACAAGCACCGGCAGCUGGACGUGGCCACAAUCGCCGCCACUCGACCAACGUCGUCAAGGCUGGCGGCGCUACUGGAGCAGGCGCGGCCGACUUGUCUUUGAACCUCGACACAGCCCCCCUGAUGCAGCCCAACAUGGGCUUCUCGUUCCCCAACACAGCCUCCCUUCAGCAGCAGCAGCAAAUGCCCGCGGCUGGUCUUCCUACUGCUGCCGGUUCUCAGCGAGGCAUCGGGCACGUGAGCCACCCCUCAGUGCAGCUCGCCUCGACGCUCUCUCCCGAAUACCUCAUGGCUGGUGGCGGCCUACUUAAUCUGAGCUCGCUCACGACCACCGGCACCGAGCUCGCCGACGGCUUCAGCGCUGGACGAGGAGGUGGGCAUGGCCGUACAGGCAGUCAGAGCUGGCGCAUCAAUGGCGCGCCGGGCCCCGCUCCCGUCGCGGACCUCGCGCAAGCACAAGCUCAGCUCGCCUCUCUCCACCAGUUCCGUACACAGGCUGGACCAGGCGGAGGCGGACACGCUAAGCAGCAAUCUUACAGCGGCGCAGGUGGCUUCCCGCCUCAUCUGAUGGGCCAAUUCAGCCCAGCUGGCGGCUUCAUGCCUCCAGGCCAGCAGCAGCAGCACCAAGGCGGUGGUGGUGCUACCCAGCGCAAGGCUCUUUUCGGAUCCUAUCUGCCCCAGGCUUCGCUCCCCCCGCUCCUCGCCGCAGGGAAGAUCGUCGUCGGUCAGAUUCGCGUCGACAAGCGCAACCGCUCGGACGCAUACGUAUCGACCGAGGUGCUCGAAUCAGACAUCUAUAUUUCAGGCUCGCGCGACCGCAAUCGGGCUCUAUCUGGCGACAUCGUAGCCGUAGAGCUGCUCGACCCGCAGGAGGUCUGGCUCAGCAAGAAGGCGAAGGAGGACAAGAAGAAGUACAAGGAAGAGCAAGGCGCUAUCAGUCGUAAGCCUGACAAGGCCAAGGAUGACGUCGAGGUCGAGGGAGCUCAGCUUGGACUGAUCACGGAUGAGGAAGAUACGGAGCAAGCUCCGCCCGCAUUGGCUGGUCACGUCGUCGCUAUCGUCGAGCGUACGCCCGGCCAGCUCUUUUGCGGUACCAUUGGCUUGCUUCGACCCUCAUCUGCCGCGACCAAGGAGAAGCAGCAGGCUGAGCGGGCAGCUCGAGAGGGCCCCGGUGCAGCGGCCGGCGACGAUGGACAGUCGCAGCAGAGGCCCAAGAUUGUGUGGCACAGACCCCUCAACAAGACAACCCCUCUCAUUGCUAUUCCUGCUGACCAGGCUCCUGAGGCAUUCUGGGAACCCGGAGGACAAGAGAAGUAUGCCUCAAUCAUGGUCAGCGUCGCCAUCAAGCGCUGGCCUAUUACGUCGCUUCAUCCUUUCGGCACGCUUAUUGAAGAGAUUGGCGUUAUGGGCAACGUCGAGGCCGAGACGCAGGCCAUCCUGCAAGACAAUCUCUCGUCGGCGACGGAAGAGUUCUCGGAGAGCGCUCUCAAAUGCGUGCCUCCUUCUCCCUUCACGAUCCCUGAGCGCGAGUAUGAGGUCAGACGCGACUUCCGCCAGAGUUGCGUCUUCACCAUCGACCCAUCGACGGCCAAGGACCUCGACGACGCCGUGAGCGUGACACACCUGGAUGGCGGCCUCAUCGAAGUCGGCGUCCAUAUCGCUGACGUGUCACACUUUGUCAAGAUGAAUUCAGCCCUCGACCGCGAAGCUCGCAAGCGCUGCACUUCCGUUUACCUUGUCCAGCGAGCUAUUCCUAUGUUGCCGCCCAGGCUUAGCGAGGAGCUUUGCUCGCUCGUCCCCAAUGUUGAGCGUCUCUGCUUCUCGGCCGUAUUCGUCAUGAACAAGGACGCGCGCAUCAUCGGCAACUGGUUUGGUCGCACCAUCAUAAAGUCUUGCGGCAAGCUGGCGUACAGUGAUGCGCAGUCUGUCAUCGAGACUGGCUCCCUACCCGAUGAAGUUGGCAUUGAGGGUCCUCACACCCGUGAGAAGGUUGCUGAGGACAUCACGACUCUGCAUCAGCUGGCCAAGAUCAUGCGCGAGCGUCGCUUCGACGGCGGAGCCCUCAAGAUCAACAAUGUCAAGCUCAACUUCAAGCUCGACGACGAUGGGCUUCCCAUCGAUGCUUCGGUGCACAAGGGCCAAGAGGCGAACCAGCUGAUCGAGGAGUUCAUGCUCGCAGCCAAUACAGCCGUCUCUCAGCGCAUCGCGGCCGGGAUGCCCGACCUGGCAUUGCUGCGUCGCCAUGGUGCACCCAUCGAGCGUCGCCUCAAGGGCUUUGCUCGUCGCGCCAAGCAGAUGGGCUUCGAUAUCGACGUCUCUUCUGCCGGGGCCUUGUACGCUAGCCUGGAGAAGAUCUCAGACCGCAAGAGUCGCUUCGCCCUCGAGUCGCUCGCUACCAAGGGCAUGCUGCGCGCCAAGUACUUCUGCGCGGGUAUGACAGACAUCUCCAAGUUUGGGCACUACGCGCUCAAUGUUCCCGUGUACACGCACUUCACCAGCCCGAUUCGUAGAUACGCGGAUGUCAUGGUUCACAGGCAGCUCGACGCCGUGCUCAGCGGUGCGUCCUCGUCUUCAUCCUCGUCGGAGAGCCCGAGCAUCAGCAAGUUUCCCAUCGACCGCGAAGGCAUGGCCAAGAUCGCCCAGCAAUGCAACGUCAAGCGCGACGCGGCCAAGGCUGCUCAGGAGGCCUCUCAGCACCUCUUCCUCUGCCUUAUGAUCCACGAUCUCACGAUGCGUUACGGACCCGUCGUGCGCGAGGCAACCGUCGUCGGCGUACUGGACGCGGCCUUCGACAUCGUUGUGCCGGAGUUUGGCAUUGAAAAGCGCGUUCAUGUCGACCAGAUGCCCAUUCAGCACCAUACGCAUCAGGAACACGACAAUUCUCUCAGCGUUUACUGGAGGCAGGAGGUGGACACUAUCCAGUGGCUGGCAGAGAGCAGCGACGAUGCGAGCGUCAAGGCACUUUGGCAGGCAGCGCAGAGGGCGGCGGCAACUAGCAAGUCUGACAGCGCAGCGCCAGCUAUCGAUGAGUCCAUGCAGACGCAGAGAGAUGAUUCUGCUCUCUUUGAGGACGACGACGAUGACGACGACGGAGACGCUGCUGGCUUCGCCUCGGCGCAUGCAAAGGGCAACGGUGCCAUCCGUCCUCGUGUCGACGCUGCUACGUCGGCGCAGCAUUCCAAGAGCAAGUCGACUGUGUCGGGUCAAAAGCUUACCUUUGAGGGAUUGAGCGAACCUGGUGCGGGGCAUCAUAAGGUGCAGACGGUUCGCAUUCUGCAGACUAUCCCGGUUGUCAUUUCGGCGACGGUGGGGAGCAAGAGUCCGCCUGUCCUGACUGUAUUCGCGGUGAACCCAUAUGCUUAGGCGCGAGAAGGAGGAGGAGGUGGAGGAGGAUAUCGGUAGGAGUCAGAGAUACACGAUGACGUGGGUCGUCGCUUAUCUAUCAUCACAUCGUAUCGCGACCGCCAUCACAACAAUUGCCUCUUUGUCAUCAUCAUCAUUAUAUAGCGUCGCCCAAAACAAUCAAUCCCAAUCUCAUCAAAUACUUCUGAGGGCG